Messenger RNA from Leptosia nina, 351 nucleotides. The record is from the annotation of a GenBank genome assembly. NCBI's taxonomy places the organism in Eukaryota, Metazoa, Arthropoda, Insecta, Lepidoptera, Pieridae.
AUGCCCUCCCUGGUCCUCGAUUUGCACGUAGCAUUGAUUACCGGCGCCCACCGUUGCCAGUUUCCAUUAGCGCCAAAUCUAUCUUCGUACCGAGUCGCGCACUGUCGGCGGCGGCCGGGCGUUAGAGUGGGACGCAGCUACGCCCGCCGCCUCGUCAGCUUCAUUGACAGUCCGCGCGGCGCGCUGACAGCACGGCCCCAUGACACUACAGCACCCGCCGGGCUCCGCGCCGCUCAAACCCUGCACAAACAAAAGCCCACGCUAAGAUGUGACUUUCUGCGUUGCCUUUCGCAUUAUGCCUUCGUAAUAUUUCGUACGCGGAGUGAUUUCGACUUUUCACUAUUCCUAUGA